CACAACUAUAUAUAGCAAAGCUGCGUUGUUGAUUUUCGCGACUAUCGGCUCGUCCACGCAUUGUCCAAAGAUACAAGCAAUCAGAUGAGGAUGAGUUCACACAGAGAAGACACUGGUAACAAAGGAAAAGGGAAGGAUGUGUAAAGUUUAGAAUUGUACAAUAUACUUGGGAGCUGAACAGAAGCAGAAUGGAAGAAGGGCAAAGAUCGAUGGAUGGUAGUGACAUAGAGAUUGGGGGAUGUACUCCAGCAGACACACCAUCAGACGGGGAACAUUUGGGAUGUUCAGAUAUUGCCACUUGCAAGCCACACGGAGCAAGUGAAGAAGCAGGCAUGGAGUAUGCUGAAAACAGGGUUGUUGAUGAAGAGAAAGACGGACUUCGUGUUGGCACAGAGGAGGAAGGGGAUGGUUUACAAAACAAGUCACCACUUGGAGCAGAAGCAAUGUCACUAGCGCAAAACAUUGUGGGAUGUUGUCAGCCACCACAGGGAGAAUUAUCAGCAACAACACAGCAACAACAGCAACUCCAAGAAGCUUCACGUGAUGAUCCUGAUGAAAGAAUAGAUCAGGCACAUCUGUCCACAAGUACAACCUGUGUAGUUCCAAAGACAAAAACACUACAGGUCCCAGGAACAACGGCCCUGACGCUAGCGUCCACAUCGUCUCCUUUGCCCAGAAUACCAGGAUCUGUUGUUUCAGACAUACAACUGUCUGAAGUGCCAAUGAAUGGGGAUUCUCCUGCAGUCACACAGUACAACCUUAUACAAGUACAGCAGAAGUUUGGAGAUGUGACAGUGAAGGGCGCUGAGAAUCUGAACAUUGGCGGAACUCAGAAUGUCGGUACAACUCCGACCAACAAAGAGGAAGAAGAGAUACCACUGACUGCAGCACAGAAGAUCAGGAAAAGGACGGCAUCCAGGAUACAGUCAUGGACUGAAGACAUGGUGGAGACAGACGCCCUCAAGAAAGUGAAAGAGAAGCUGGACAGAGGAGCGACCUGGGUGACAAUUAAAGGAAGACCAGGAGAGGGUAAGUCCACAACAGCCUACAUGGCUCUCAAAUACCUACACACACUGGGGAGACAAGUAUACCAAGUGGUGUCACCAGAAGAGUUCAAUGAGGUGAUAACGGCCUGCGUUAAUCCUGUCAUUUUGUUAGAUGACAUAUUUGGUGAUCUGGAAUUCGACGCUGCACAAUGGACCAGGUGGAGACCAAGUCUUCGACCAAUUCUGGAUGUUAAGCAUCCUGACAAAUAUGCUGGAAAAUAUGCCUUAGGUAUUUCUACCAAACCUGAAAAGGUUCUAGAGAGGACAAAAGUUGGUCAAACACAGGUGAAAAGUCCAAACAAAGACAAAACUAUCAUUAUCCUCGUAGGCCGUGACUAUGUGCUGAAUUCCUCAUUGGCAGACUUGGGAAGGAUGGCAGAUUACAUUUCUAGUCCCCAGUACUUGGUGGAAGUUUCCUCACAGAGAGGCUCUUAUGAGCGAAGGCAAAUAUGG
This is a messenger RNA of Haliotis rubra (blacklip abalone), 1499 nucleotides long. RefSeq lists its product as uncharacterized. The record is from RefSeq and is a predicted model, not a curated record. The annotation marks the transcript as partial. Lineage: Eukaryota; Metazoa; Mollusca; Gastropoda; Lepetellida; Haliotidae. The transcript has 5 exons.